GGGGUCCCCGUUACUUUUUCAGUUAGCUUGCUGCUGAUUAUUAGCUUCGCCAUAAGGCAUAAUUUGAGCGGACUGGCUUUGGCUGACCUUUUGACGUUAAUUAACAUUCAUCUUGUUGUACCCAACUGCUUUGCUAAAUCGACAGCUGUUCUCAACCGAUUCUUUCGAAAGCUUAAGAAGCCUAUCGAGUACCACUAUUAUUGUUGUUGCUGUUUUGAGUACAUUGGGCUUACAAAAGACCUCCUGCUGUUCUAACAAGUAUUGUCUGGUAGAUUUUUCCAAAAAGGUGCACUGGCCUACUUCAUUGUCCUACCCUUAGUCACACAGCUUCAGUCAUUGCUGUCAAGUAAGUAGAUUAUCUGCUAAGGUAUAGAUCAUUCCUUUGGUAUCAGGUCACUUCUUCCAAGUCAGUUCGUUCUAAGUAGAUGUCCCACCUGUUACUAAAUGAUACUAAAUAACAAAGAAUUUUCUCAUUAUCUUUAUCCACUACCAUGUUAAGUAUCCCUGUCACUAAAUAAUGCCCCACAUCAAAGGAUUUCUCGUUCUUUUGGGUUUACCUCGGUGUAAGAAUCGUGCACUUUUUCUUUUCUUUGUACUUCAUGUUUUCCCAGGCUCUUUUGAUGGAAUGAAGUGACUGUAAGGGGCCUCCACUGACUAGAAAUUUAGUUGUCGACAACGUUUUGUUUUCGACAACUAAAUGUUAUCAACAACAAAAAAAACGCAGUGUGUAAGACGGGUUGUUGACAACUAAAUGCUAAAUUUUGCUGUUGUUGACAACUUAAACAUUGUCAUUGUCGCAAAAAAAAAAAAAAAAAACGUUUUUUGACAACUAAAUAUCUAGUCUGUAGAGGCCUUAAAGCAUUCACUCAAUACAUGUAUUUUAACCAUUCAUCAAACUGAAACAAUGUUACAUAUGUAACUGGUUGUUAUCACUUGUUAAUGCAUUGACAGUUAACAUUAGCAGUUCGUGAUCAAUAAUAGGAAAAAUUCCAAGAUUUAAAUGAAAAGAUUUUUGCAGUCUUGUUACAUGUACAUGUAUUCAGGAAAUAUUAUCAUUUGCCUCAGUCAAACAGAACCUCUGUGUGAAAUUUAUUUUCUCACUCUUAUGUAUUGUUUUCAAAUAUUUGUUUUGUUUCUUAGGGCCAGAAGUACCUGAUUUUCUGCAGUAUCGUGUCACAAGACAAAAACAAAACUCAGAUGCCAUUGAAGAUAUCUUUGAUGGACAACUGUAUAAGAAGCACUUUUGGGAGGACGGAUUUUUAGGGGUUCAUCACACAGGACAAAAAGACACAGAUCCAUUUGUCCCUGCAAAUAAACACGGAUGGAGUUGCAAUUUUUAG
Porites lobata is the source of this 1340-nucleotide messenger RNA. NCBI's taxonomy places the organism in Eukaryota, Metazoa, Cnidaria, Anthozoa, Scleractinia, Poritidae. The record is from the annotation of a GenBank genome assembly.